UCCUUAUCGACGUAGCCCGAAAUGGAGUGCCUGUCCCUCGGCGCCGGGAGGGCGGAGCAGACGACGACGGCGACAAGCAGAACGCAGACGAAGGCGGUCGAGGCUCUCAUGGUUCCUCGGAGGCGACGGGAGGGCGGAGCAGACGACGACGGCGACAAGCAGAACGCAGGCGAAGGCGGUCGAGGCUCUCAUGGUUCCUCGGAGGCGACGGGAGGGCGGAGCAGACGACGACGGCGACAAGCAGAACGCAGGCGAAGGCGGUCGAGGCUCUCAUGGUUCCUCGGAGGCGACGGGAGGGCGGAGCAGACGACGACGGCGACAAGCAGAACGCAGACGAAGGCGGUCGAGGCUCUCAUGGUUCCUCGGAGGCGACGGGAGGGCGGAGCAGACGACGACGGCGACAAGCAGAACGCAGGCGAAGGCGGUCGAGGCUCUCAUGGUUCCUCGGAGGCGACGGGAGGGCGGAGCAGACGACGACGGCGACAAGCAGAACGCAGGCGAAGGCGGUCGAGGCUCUCAUGGUUCCUCGGAGGCGACGGGAGGGCGGAGCAGACGACGACGGCGACAAGCAGAACGCAGACGAAGGCGGUCGAGGCUCUCAUGGUUCCUCGGAGGCGACGGGAGGGCGGAGCAGACGACGACGGCGACAAGCAGAACGCAGACGAAGGCGGUCGAGGCUCUCAUGGUUCCUCGGAGGCGACGGGAGGGCGGAGCAGACGACGACGGCGACAAGCAGAACGCAGACGAAGGCGGUCGAGGCUCUCAUGGUUCCUCGGAGGCGACGGGACGGGCGGCCAGGAAUCCGAAGUCGGGGCGAGAUCGAGUGGUGUGGACAGGCGAAGGUCCGGCGCUUUUAGAGGACGAGUCGGGGCGCAAGUCGUCGUUCAGUUACCAAGUCAAGAAUGA
Penaeus vannamei (Pacific white shrimp) is the source of this 906-nucleotide messenger RNA. Lineage: Eukaryota; Metazoa; Arthropoda; Malacostraca; Decapoda; Penaeidae. The record is from RefSeq and is a predicted model, not a curated record.